Penaeus chinensis is the source of this 1922-nucleotide messenger RNA. Its product is annotated as U-scoloptoxin(05)-Sm1a-like. The transcript is spliced from 4 exons. Gene Ontology annotation, biological process: regulation of synaptic transmission, cholinergic; positive regulation of voltage-gated potassium channel activity; sleep. Bases 326 to 769 code for a protein of 147 amino acids. NCBI's taxonomy places the organism in Eukaryota, Metazoa, Arthropoda, Malacostraca, Decapoda, Penaeidae. The record is from RefSeq and is a predicted model, not a curated record.
AUGAAAACCUGAAUCGCGACGGGAAAAACAACGAACAUACCAUAGCACACGGAAUUAAACCCUUCUGAGUGGGUCAGCAGUGCUUCUGUCUGGAAGUAUCCCAGGCAGAGGGGAAGAGUGAGUCGGGAGAAGGAGAGAGCGCGAAAGAGAGAGAGAGCGAGAGAGAAGGAGAGAGAGGAGACACUUGUGCGCAGACGCCCAUAUAUCGAAGUGCACGUCUCUCCCCGCGCUCACUAGUCUUCUAGACCCUGUUGGCAUGAGGCAUUCGUGAUUUUACUGUCGCGUUCUCCAGGGUCACACAGGCCUUCCAGGCGAAACAACAAAUAUGGCUGUGCUUAGAAUAUUCCGAUGUCAUCAGCUGAUUCUUCUUAUAUUCUUCGUUCUCCUGAAUAAAGGUGCGUCGGGGAUCAGCUGUUACAUGUGCUCCUCGAAGAACGGCAGCGAUACCAACUGCGACGACCCAUACCACCCCGCCCACUCGAAGUACGCCGAGAACUGCCUGGUGCCUAAGGAGGACCACAUCGGAGAAUUCCCGGCCAACUACUGCGUCAAGAUCAGCGGAGUCUCAGUUACUGGCGAAUCUCUGAUGAUCCGGACCUGCGUGUUGGAGAAUAUGGACUCCCAGUGUGGCGUAUUCAAGUUCGGAGACGAGCAACUCAAGGGCUGCAUCCUCACCUGCGAGUACGACGGCUGCAACCCCGCCUCCAGAAGCAGAGUGGUGCUGGGCCUUCUUCCUCUUCUGGCCACCACAAUACUCCUCCUUCGCUAAAAGUGGUUCCUUUUGCCUUUUUCUUUUCCACUCAUCUUUAUCCUACCAUCUCGCCUCUCUUCAUUGCAGAUGAAAGUGUCACUCUGUCUUUAUCAGCUCUCACGUCAGAGAUCUAGCACUCACGUCUUUCCUUCUGAUGGCACAAAGUAAACUUAUAUUCAUUAUUUAGUUUAUGCCUUCCUUUUCACUACCUCCUCUUCGCUCCUGAGUGUUCACUACCUCCUGUUCACUACAUGGUGUCAAAUGCAACAUAGCCCUCUUACUUUUGUGAAUGUUUCAACAAUAAUAUUACAGCUCAGUAUUUUGUCGUGAAAGAGACGCUCGUGACCCUGUUUCGGACGUUCGUUUUGACUCAAGGGUUCCAUCUUCGCUUUCUGAUCUCCAGUGCAUCAGCAACGAAGGAAGUGAGAAUCAGACAUCGCUAUGGAGUCAAGAGCAAAAUUCAGUCACUAUAUGAAGUCAAGCUAAAGCUUGUCAUUUUUUAAAAAAUCUAUAGGAAGAAGUUACUGUCACACCAGCAGACUCGAAUCUGACAAAGACUUCGUAUACAUCUCAUCCUGGAGGAGAUGAUCACCGACCUCAUCAAUCGCUGAUGUUCAUUUGACGUAAAGAAAAAACUACGUCUCUAUAUUAAUCUUUUUGUAAAAUUCACUAUUGCGAUAAGUUAAAGUUGACGAUCAAACCUUCCGAGAUUAAUAAAUUCACUAUUUCUGGUGCUCAUCCCCUUAGCAACUCGAGGGGUGAGGUGUGCAUGACGCCUGCCUCGGGUUCGAGUCCGAUGGUUGGCUACAUUAACGCUGUCAACACUGAAAUCUAAUAUAUCAGUGUUGUAGAAUCAAAAAGAACGUUUCUAUUAGAUAAAGUAUGUUACUUUUGUGUUGUGAAUUAUAAUGUAUAUACUAUUUGAUAUUAUCGGUGGUAAAAUUGUUGCAAAAUCCUAGAGAAAAUUAUGUAAUGAUAAGAAUGAUAAUUUAGCAAUCCUUUAGAGUGGAAAGAACAAUUUGUUCUGCAUCCUGUCUUUUCUCAAAGUCCUCUAGAACAGCGGAGGCAAUAAAGGUGGUAGCUUUAUGAAUGUGCUUUGAAAUACAUACUUUUCUUCUUAAUAGUUAAUCAUUGUGUUAAUGUUUAAAAGAUUAUAAACGAAGAUGUCAGU